UGCAGACUAGCGUGGCUUGCUGUGAUCAUUUUGAGCUUCGUUUGUGCUAGUCUCCUCGGUGUCACAAUGUGGGACCGUUUCUCAUCUUCUCCAACGGUCACAGCUGUAAAGGACACUCACCUGCCUCUCUACUCCCUGCCUUUUCCAGCCGUCUCCAUUUGCGCAACAGAUAAAAUACGCCGAGAUGAGGCAUACCACUAUCUGUCCAGUUACGUGAAUCUUUCGAAUCCAGCAACGGCCAUUAUGGUGGAUGAUUUUCUAGCGACCAUGUCUCUUUUCCAAUAUCCUGCAUAUUCAAGGAUGAAAUAUUACUUAAAUCGGACGAAUGAUUUUUUACCUCAGCUCUCUAAAGUCAACUUGACUGAUUUCAUGCUCUACGUAUCCCCUACUUGUGAGGAACUUUUUGCUGGAUGUUUUUGGAUUGGCCAUCAACACAACUGCUGUGAACUUUUUGAUGUCCAAAGAUCAGAGGAGGGAUUUUGCUACUCUUUCAAUUCUUUAACAUCACAGAGGAGAGUCGAUUGUCCUCCCUUAGGCGAUCUAAGUAGUGUAUCUUACAUUCUGGACGUAGAGGAAGAAUUGAGGAGGACACAUCCAAGCUGCAAUAUUCGUCGCAACACAGCGGCGGGUGCUACAACGGGUCUUGAAGUAUUCCUCCAUAAAUUCAAUCAAUCCGAUCGAAUUCGGAAUGCAACAAAUAUCAUAGGAGAGUCUGGUUUUCGGGUUCAGAUUUACCACCCGAGCGAGUACCCGGAGGCCGGGAUGGGAAAUCUGAUCGCGCCGAAUCGGGCGUACAAGAUGAGCGCCUCGGUCAAGUCCUUCAUGACGAUCAGCACGGACCAGAUCCGGAAGCUGGACGUGGACAUCCGCUUCUGCUUCUUCCCGGACGAGCAGCAGCUCAGCGUCUCCAAGACCUACACCCAGAGAUCCUGCCUCAUCGAGUGCCGACUCGACUACCUCCACAAGAUGUGCAACUGCAGGCCGUACUACUUCAAUAUGCUCGAUAAUAGGAUUCCUAUCUGUGGCCCAGAACAACUGAAAUGCAUUGCAGCCCAUAAUAAAGCUCUGCGAUUGUUCAGUCCUCCUUUUGGGAACAUCAGAGGUUUUUCACAGAACAUAUCCAGUGGGUUGAGCAUGCCCCUGAACUGCUCACAAUGUUUGCCCACGUGCCAUGAGAGCACCUACGACGUGGAUACAGACUUCUCGCGUGACACUCAGCCCUUGGCCCAGAAGACGGAUGGCUACGUUGACGUAUUCUACAAGAAUGAAGGCGCCGUCAAGUAUCAGAGAGACGUUACCUUUGGCUGGUCCGACCUACUAGUCUCAUUCGGAGGUAUUGCGGGGCUAUUCCUUGGGUUCAGUGUGUUGUCCUUAGUGGAGCUGUUUUACUGGGUUGGAAAAAUCAUCUCAUUUUACGCUUCAGAAUCCAAAGCCAAAACAAAAAGACAAUCCGCGGAGGAAAAACUUCAGCGAACGAAACUCCCUCGGAAAGUUCAUCCUGCACAUUCGAUACACUUCCCUCAUGUUAAAAAGCUCUAUUAGGUAUGUUUCACCAUAAUAUAGAUGUAGAUAGUUUUUGACCCGUUAUACUUUUACCUUGCUCCUAUGUUUUAAGUGAGUUCA
Bemisia tabaci is the source of this 1623-nucleotide messenger RNA. RefSeq names its product pickpocket protein 19-like. The record is from RefSeq and is a predicted model, not a curated record. Gene Ontology annotation, biological process: sodium ion transmembrane transport. NCBI's taxonomy places the organism in Eukaryota, Metazoa, Arthropoda, Insecta, Hemiptera, Aleyrodidae. Gene Ontology annotation, molecular function: ligand-gated sodium channel activity. Gene Ontology annotation, cellular component: plasma membrane.